Messenger RNA from Sclerotinia borealis F-4128, 414 nucleotides. The record is from the annotation of a GenBank genome assembly. Lineage: Eukaryota; Fungi; Ascomycota; Leotiomycetes; Helotiales; Sclerotiniaceae.
AUGUCGUCAUCUAUCACGAUUCCGACUGGUAGAAAUGCCAAUAAGGCUGCUGCUACCACUGCGAGCCCAAGCAGUUCAUCAUCAUACUCAAGCUCCCCCACAGCAUCACAACAAUCACCCUCAUCUUCAUCAACUUCUACUUCCUCAAAGCCUCGAUAUGGACAUGAUCGGAGAAGAAGUCUUUUGAGCACAGCACUUGCAAAGGAAGAACAUACUACGAUCAAUAUUGGUGAUCCUGAUGGCACUCCACGCCUUAUCACCUGCGUUCGUUCUUCACAAGGCUUUGACUGGAACCCAGAAAUCUUCCUCCCAUCCUAUAUGGAAUCUGAUUUUGAAUCCUUCGAACGAAAGCGCGAACCUGUCCAUGAGAUCCGAUUGAGCGACGAGGAAAUCAAACAAAUGUUUCCCCAAUAG